UAUGCAAACAUAAAUUUAGCAGCAACGUGUUCGCCGGGGGAACAAAAUAUCUGGAAGCGACGGUGAAGUGUCAUGUCGUCUCCGGCCGUUCUUGGCUGACUUUUACCCUCUUGUCUGUGUGUGUAGAGCGGAGAGCCCGGGGCUGGAGCUGGAGCGCAGCGCGGAGAAGAGGAGCAGACCUCAGCGGUGACUGGACAGACCGGGGCAGACGGACAGGGAGCGGGCAAAUAGAAGUGUCGCUGUUCAGUUUGAAACUUUGUUGGCUUAUUCAGUGUCAGAGAUGACAGGGGGCUGCUGGUGGACGGCUGGACUGCUUCUUGUCGCUGUUUAUGUGAAGGUUGCUGUAUUGACCAGUGAUGGAGACGCUGUAUUCAUCAGGGAAUUCACUCUGAUUCGACGAGACCACCUUCCAGAGGAGCCUCUUCAUGACAGCAGCCAGAAACCAGAGGACUCUAGCUCACGGACAGCUCGGUCAGAAGAGGACAGAGACACCCUGUGGGACGCCUGGGGCUCAUGGAGUGAAUGCUCUCGUACCUGUGGAGGAGGCGCCUCAUACUCACUCAGACGAUGCCUCAGUUCAAAGACCUGUGAAGGGCAGAACAUCAAGUAUCGCACAUGCAGCAAUGUGGAUUGCCCUCCAGAUGUCGGUGAUUUCCGCGCCCAGCAGUGUUCAGCUCACGCAGAUGUGCGAUACCAGGGUCAGUACCAUGAAUGGCUGCCUGUGUACAAUGACCCGGACAACCCCUGUGCUCUCAAAUGCAAAGCCAAGGACUCUGGCCUCUUGGUGGAGCUGGCGCCUAAGGUGCUGGAUGGGACUCGCUGUUACACUGAGUCCUUGGACAUGUGCAUCAGCGGAAUCUGCCAGAUCGUAGGUUGUGAUCAUGAGCUGGGGAGCACAGCAAAGGAGGACAACUGUGGCGUCUGUAACGGAGAUGGCUCAUCCUGCAGGCUGGUGCGGGGACACUACAAAUCCCAGCAUGCUUCAGGAAAAACUGAGGACACGAUUGUUGUUAUCCCCUACAAGAGUCGUCAUGUGCGUCUAGUCCUGAAAGGCCCGGAUCACUUGUACGUGGAGAGUAAGACUUUACAAGGGAUAAGAGAUGAACUGAUCUUGGAUUUAUCAGGGCAGUACCACCUGGAGAACACCACUGUGGACUUCCAGAAACUGUCAGAUAAGGAGGUUCUGAGAAUUACAGGGCCACUCGGAGCUGACUUCACUGUCAAAGUGCAGUAUGCCAGUGGAGCAGACAGUGUGGUCCAGUACAUCUACUACCAACCAAUCGUCCAUCGCUGGAGAGAGACUGACUUCUUCCCUUGCUCUGUCACAUGUGGUGGAGGGUACCAGCUUACCUCUGCUGAGUGUUUUGACCUCCGAAGCGGACGUGUGGUUGUUGAUCAAUAUUGCCAUUAUUACCCAGAGAACAUCAAACCAAAACCCAAACUUCAGGAGUGCAACAUGGAUCCCUGCUUGGCCAGUGACGGCUACAAGCAAAUCAUGCCAUAUGACCUCUACCACCCACUGCCGCGAUGGGAGAGCAGCCCCUGGACCGCCUGCUCCACUUCCUGUGGCGGAGGCAUCCAGAGCCGAUCAGUUUCCUGCGUGGAGGAAGACAUGCAAGGAACCAUCACUGCUACAGAGGAAUGGAAGUGUCUCUAUUCCCCAAAGACGGCCAUCCUGCAGCCCUGCAACACCUUUGACUGCCCAACAUGGCUGGCACAAGAGUGGUCACCUUGCACCGUGACCUGUGGUCAGGGUCUGCGCUACAGGGUGGUGCUGUGUAUUGAUCACAGAGGACUCCACGCUGGAGGAUGUAACCCCACCACCAAACCUCACAUCAAGGAGGAGUGUCUGGUAACUGUGCCCUGUUACAAGCCCAUAGAUACACUGCCAGUUGAGGCCAAACCUGUGUGGCAUAAGCAGGCCAUAGAACUGGAAGAGGAGAUCAAUGUAUCUGAGGAGCCAAGCUUCAUUCCCGGCCCCUGGCAGGCCUGCAGCAGGACAUGUGGCGCCGGGACUCAGAAACGGACCGUCAAGUGCCAAGUGCUGCUGUCCUUCUCCCAGACUGUGGCUGACCUGCCUGAUGACGAAUGUGAAGGGAUCAAACCUGCUACCAGUCAGCCCUGCUAUCGUACUCCAUGCUCUGGCAAAAGGAAAGAAGAUGAUAAAGUGAGGGAGGGGGAGGAGGAGGGGGAGACACCUGGAAGAGAGGAACUGCAUGACUGGGAAUAUGAGGGAUUUACAGAGUGCUCAGAGAGCUGUGGAGGAGGUGUCCAGGAGGCUGUUGUCAUCUGCUUGAACAAGCAGACCAGGGAGGCAGCAGACCAGAGCCUGUGUGUGAGCUCCCGUCGGCCCCCGCAACUCCUUCAAGACUGCAGAACUCAGCCCUGCCCACCCAGGUGGGAAACUGGAGAUUGGAGUUCAUGCUCUGCUACCUGUGGGGUUGGCCUGAUGACCCGAACUGUGGCAUGCACACACCAGCCCUCUCGAGAUAGCAAUCAUACCAAAGUUUUGAGAGAUGAAGACUGUCAGAAUCCUAAACCCAGUCCUUUACAAGCCUGCAACCGCUUCGACUGUCCUCCUAUGUGGGACACACGUGACUGGCGACAGUGCUCCCAAAGCUGUGGCGGUGGAUUUCAAAGGAGGCAAGUCCUGUGCAAACAGCGGUUAGCUGAUGGAAGUAUCCUGGAGCUGCCGGACACGUUUUGCCCUUCCAAGAGCCCCACAAACCAGCAGCCCUGUGCCAAGAAAGAGUGCCCAGCCCAAUGGGUCACAACCAGCUGGUCCCAGUGUUCAGUGACUUGUGGAAAUGGCAUCCAGAGACUACAAGCAGUCUGCAGAAAACAAAACGAAGAUGGGGCCCAUUGGAUUGUUGACGCUGGGAACUGUUCCAUGACAGCCCGACCCACCAAAAUCCGUCCGUGCUCCCUCAGGCCCUGUGAGAACUCCGUCAAGCCUGUUCCCACCAUACUGUCCCAGAAAAAAGUGUAUAUCCAGUGGAGGAAGGGCAAGAAAUUACACCUGGUUGUGGGAGGUUAUGGCUACCUGCUUCCCUGGACAACUGUGGUCCUUCGCUGUCCAACCCGACACUUCCGCAGGGGCCACAUCCGAUGGCUGAAGGAAGGAAAGCCCUUGAUUGGCUUCCCACACCUCUCUGUGACAUCCCAAGGAUACAUGAAGAUUCAACAGGUCCGUCCAUCUGAUGCUGGGAUUUACACGUGCAUUGCAGGUCAGGCACAUGAACAUUUUGUGCUACAGCUCAUCGGCAGCAAGAAGAAGCUGACUCUUCCAGAGACGUUGCUUCUCACAGGCAAACAAAAAGUUGGACGCCUGGACGUGUCCUCAACAGGAGAUAGAUUUCAGAAGCUUCCCAUCCCCCUUAACCAGUAUGACAACAUUGUGGAGCGAUUGCUUGAACUCAGAGGAAAUCUCCCAGAUGAAAAAGACAUUGCUGAAAAACUGCACUCAAGUGAAAAGAACAGGUCAACCAAGGAGGAGGAGAAAGUAAACUCAGAACUUUUAAACCACAUUGUACUUAUCGCAGACACCCAAAGGCUAGAUGAGAUCUUGAACAACCUGUCUGAUGGCCUUAGAGGACCGUUUGAGGAACAACUCAUCACACAGUUACUCACUGAGCUCACGAUGACUCAAGUUGAAACCAAUGAGUCCACACUUCAUCCUCCAGAAACAGCAGAAUCCUCCACGCAGCAGCCUGUUCUCUACAAACCUAACAGCAAAACCCAGACGUCCAGGCCAAGGAGCCCAGUGAUAAUCCAACGGCCGAGGAAGGCUGGAGUGCUGCCAUCAUCUGAAAUGAUUGUUUAUGUGGGAGUCCCAGUUUUGCUGCAGAGACCUGUUGCGAGUUUGGAACUAAGGUGUGAGACCCUGGGUAUCCCUGAACCAUCCCUAAAAUGGACAAGGAAUGCAAAAGACUUACAGUACAAUAGCAGAGUAGGCCUCUUACCCACUGGUGCACUGAGGAUCCAGUCUCCAACCAAGGCAGAUGAGGGUCUCUACACCUGCACUGCUCGGAACCGUGUUGGAUCUACGUCACUGUCAUCAUGGCUGCAGAUAACAGGGAACAAAGGAAGAAACUGUGUCCAAGGAAACAGCAUGGGAGUGAAUGGCCGUGUUUGCUCUGAGAGGAGCAAUGGCAGCCAGUCAGCUGAUCCUUGUCACAGACAAGCCUGCCCCCUCAGGUGGCGAGUGGAUCCUUGGUCAUCUUGCUCUGCCACCUGUGGAGGAGGGUCCCAGACCAGGAGUGUCCGCUGCAUGAAAGGUCCCGAGGGCCGAUCGAGGGAGGUGGAGAGCCAACUUUGCCUAAGCUCCGGGAGAAGGCCAACUAAUAGCAGGACAUGCAACGUGCAGCCCUGUGCAAGAUGGGCAUCCACCUCCUGGGGACUAUGUCACGGUCAAUGUGUUGGUCCCAGUUUGGCUACGCAGCAUCGCCAUGUUUUCUGCCUUGAUGCAAAUAAUACAAAAGUCCCUUACAGGAUAUGCAGUGGACUCCAGAGGCCCAGCCCCAUGAGGAAUUGCUCCACAGAUGCCUGUGCCCUCUACUGGCAUGUAGGCCAGUGGACACAGUGCACCGCCACCUGUGGGCGUCAUGGUUUCCAGUCACGCCAGGUGACCUGUGCGCACCGUCGUACUGGAAAAGCAACACGAGAACAUCACUGCAUGUGGAGGCCUCGCCCACCGAGCUGGCAGCGGUGUAAUAUUUUGUCCUGUGGGAGAGCAGGAGACUGUCGGGACAGCACGAGGUACUGCGAGAAGGUCCGACAGCUGGAGCUUUGUCCACUGCCUCAGUUUAAGAAUCGCUGCUGCCACUCAUGCAGCAACACCUGAGGUGGGGGAUAGAAGAAGAGGGAUUAUGACAACCGUAAGAAGGCCAGGGAGGAUGGUCAGAAAGGAACUUGAAACAUCUGUGCCCUCCUGUCUCCGCCCAUAUCUGUCUCCAGUGCUCAAGAGGGAUCAUGAGUGUGAAGGGACAUUUGGGUAGUUAGACCUUGAACGAGUAUCUCCAGUUUUUUUGGAUUUUAAUUGCAAAGCGUUGAGAGGGGUGGCGUUACUGUUGAAAAGAAUUACUUCUCGAGACUGUUGGGUUCCUUUGAGAGCACAAAAAUGACCACAACCUUAACAUUUUCUGAUGUAGCAACUCUGCAGUUUCCCAAAGAAACUGAUUAGUUAUGCUGCAACACUCAGUUUUGUAAUGAAUAUACUCUCUUUUUAAUUGGCUGACUUCACACCAGUGGCUCCUGGGAUUUUCCAGUGUUUGGAUAAUCACUGGAUCGGUGGUAUUUGCUAUUAUUGCGAAACAGCAUUGAUUGAAAGUUAAUGCUAGUUGAUAUUUUCUAACUAUGUCUUGGCAAACUCUGUUUAUCUUAAUGGUGAAAUGUUGCACAAUGAUGCAAAUACACAGGAAGUAAACAAUAAUUAAAAAACAAAAACAAGAAAGAUGGUUAGGUGGUUGUUUAAAAUGCAUAAAGUGCAAAAGGAAGACAGUGUAAGGAUUCGUCUUGUUUGGGUUGCACUAUGGAGGAGCAUGAUUGAAGCAAGUCAAAAAAAGUUUUUUUUGCACUCAACUCAUCCAAGUCCUCGUUAAAAACAAGGCUUGUAGAGUUUAGCUUUAAUUUUGUAUAGUUACAUUAUUUGUAUAUUUUGGCUUUUCUGUGUCCCUUUAACCACUUUGUGGCGUUACAGCAGCGGUGAGCUUAAGAUGUGAGCUUGUAUAACCUGAUAUUUGACAUAAAAAACAUCAUAUUUGACAGCUCUUGCGUACUCUCCUCCCUUGGAAAUGUUGCAAUAUAAGCGCUGUUUAACUUAAAAUGUGUAAAUAUGACAUUUGGGUAAUGUUUGUGAUACUCAGUUACUUUUUGGAGGAACACAAGUUUCAAUACAUACAGUACUAUAAACAGAGUUUGCACUUUUGACAUAAUGUCCUGGGUUAAACAUUACAUUUUCAUCACAUCCAACACAAGCCUUAGAGGGGCUCUUAUAACGGUGUGUUUGAUUUCAUAAGAGAAAAAGCAUCAUUAACAUUUACCUAAGCUCUUAAGUUAUGUAGAUAUUUUGUUGUUUCUUUAAGCUAUUUAUUUUCAAGUGUGUUCCUGUGCAUAGUUUUGUAAAUAAUGAAAGGGUUGGGUAUUCAUUCAAGUACAGUUUUUAUUGGUAUUUAAUGUGCAUGCAAUGGGUACCCUCUGCUGGUGACUCGAUGUGUUGCUCUCUGCUCAUGCCUGGUUCAUUGUGAAAU
Messenger RNA from Cheilinus undulatus (humphead wrasse), 6248 nucleotides. It is a transcript of the gene adamtsl3, whose product is annotated as ADAMTS-like 3. The transcript is spliced from 26 exons. Bases 281 to 4843 code for a protein of 1520 amino acids. Lineage: Eukaryota; Metazoa; Chordata; Actinopteri; Labriformes; Labridae. Gene Ontology annotation, molecular function: metalloendopeptidase activity. Gene Ontology annotation, cellular component: extracellular matrix. Gene Ontology annotation, biological process: extracellular matrix organization. The record is from RefSeq and is a predicted model, not a curated record.